This is a messenger RNA of Mastomys coucha (southern multimammate mouse), 2555 nucleotides long. It is a transcript of the gene Abitram, whose product is annotated as actin binding transcription modulator. Gene Ontology annotation, cellular component: nucleus; lamellipodium; dendrite. The record is from RefSeq and is a predicted model, not a curated record. Gene Ontology annotation, biological process: regulation of actin filament polymerization; dendrite morphogenesis; regulation of filopodium assembly. The transcript is spliced from 6 exons. Bases 245 to 826 code for a protein of 193 amino acids. Gene Ontology annotation, molecular function: actin filament binding; actin monomer binding. Lineage: Eukaryota; Metazoa; Chordata; Mammalia; Rodentia; Muridae.
CUCCUCGGUAGCUCGGGGAGUCGGGGGAGGUGGGCCUUAGCCCGGUAGAGGCAGAAGAACCUUGCUGUCUGCUGUCCCUCAUCCUUUUGACGCCCAGUUGUAUUUGCCCCACAGUUGGGCUUUAGCCCAGGAGCACAGGUGACUGGGGUUUGGGAGAGAGUCGGCCGCAAGCCGGGAAGUCGCGCGCGUGCGCACGACACUACCACGCUACCACGCGCCGGAAGUACGCUUCUGGGCCAGAGGUAUGGAAGAGCUCUGCUGCCCCGAAGACAGGCUGGCACCCCCAGAUGUAGUCAUAGCUACCGAACCCCCGCCACCCUCCCUUGUGGACCGAUACUUCACUCGCUGGUAUAAAGCGGAUGUUAAAGGAAAACCUUGUGAGGACCACUGUAUACUCCAGCACUCCAACCGAAUAUGUGUCAUCACACUGGCAGGAUCUCAUCCCGUUCUUCAAAGUGGCAAAACCAUUAAAAGUAUUUCCUACCAGAUCAGUAACAAUUGUAGCAGACUUCAAAACAAAGUAUCUGGGAAAUUUAAGCGGGGGGCACAGUUUCUAACAGAGCUUGCACCUCUGUGUAAGAUAUACUGCUCUGAUGGAGAAGAAUAUACCAUAUCUAGCUGUGUUAGAGGUCGAUUGAUGGAAGUGAAUGAAAACAUUCUUCAUCAGCCAUCUCUUCUUCAAGAAAAGCCAUCCACUGAAGGCUACAUUGCAGUUGUAUUGCCCAAAUUUGAAGAAAGUAAAAGCAUAACAGAAGGGUUGCUGACACAGCAACAGUAUGAAGAGGUCAUGAUAAAACGCACUCAUGCCACAGCCACCACGCCCUGAGUCUUGCGAUGGAGGCAGCACUGCGUUCUCACCCUACCCAGCCUAAACUAUCGGUGCCCUGAAGACAGCCAGUGUGUAUGAAGUGUUCCUCAGAGCCGCCUGGCCUCGGGAGAAACCUAAGCCUCCGCCUAAACUAAGCCUAACCUAAUCUCAGUCCUCCGUCUUAACAUCACAAGCCUUGGUCCCAUUUCUAUGCAGGGUCUCAGCUCUGCCUUGCCCAGGCACAUGCUUUGUAUGCUGGGAAGUGCACUCGUGGAUAUUCACUUACACAUACAUCAGAAAACAACUUCAAGUGCUUUUUUACCUUUGUUAAGGACAGUGUCUCAUCGGCUUGGAACUUUGCCAGCUGACCUAGGGAGGUACCUGUGUCCUCUGCCCCCCACCUUCCAAGGCUGGUAUUACAAGUACACACCACCAUACCCAGCUUUAUAUGGGUCUGGAAACCCAAACUGUGGGCUUCGUGAUUUCAAGGUGUAUUAGCUACCGUUCAGUUGCUGUGAUAAAAUACCACAACCAAAAGCAACUUCAAAAAGAGUUUAUCUGGGCUUGUAGUUCCAGAGGACUAGGUGACCACAGUAGUGGGAAGGCAUGGUAGCCAGAGCAGAAAGCCAAGAGAUCACAUCCCUACCACACACAAAGAGCAGAAUGAACUAGGAGGAGAUUGUGGUUAUAAACUGCCCCUGGUAAUAAAUUCUCCAGCAAGACUUCGUGUCCUAAAAGUUCCAUAAGCUCCCCAAACAGUACCACUGACUGGGGACCAAGUGCUCAAAUACCUAAGUCUAUGGGCAUUGUUUUUCAUUCAGUCUACAACAUCCCAUAAUGACUAUAGGCUCAUAGUUAGGUCAUACAAAAUGUAGUUAACCCAAUAUCAAAGGUUCCCAUAGUCUUUAAUAGUCUCACCGCUGUUCCAAAGUCUCUUCUGCGUCUUGAUGUAAUCUCUUAUCUACCUUGUAAAUCGGAAAGCCAGUUACAUACCUCCAACAUACAAUGGCACAGAGUAUACAUUCCCAUUCCAAAAGGAAGGGAUGAUGACAUAGUGAGGAAAUAUUAGACCAAAGACCAAAACCAGCAUGAUAAAAGCUAAACCCUGCAGCUCCAUUACUACUGUCUACAGGUUUAGUUUCUAAGAUGACUCCAACCCACCAGCACGGCUGUAACAGAUCGUUCUCUGAUAGUUCUGCUCUGUGCAGCUCUUCCUUGGCAGAUGUCUCACAGUUUUGUAUUUCCAGUGUGUUGGGAUUUGUGACACAACUCAAAUUUAACCUUGACAACUUCACAGUGGCCUCUCAUAGCCUUGCAGAAACUCCAUCUCUGCCAUGUUUCCUGGCCUCAAUGACUUUCUGCAGCCAAGGAGAAUCUAGAUUUUUCAUUCUUGCAUCUUUUAUGCCUGCAAAGCUAAUACCACAUGGAAAAUAUUUGAAAAUUAGACUGCAGCUUUCAGUGCCUUUGGUCAAACCCACAGCAGCUCUUGUAUGGUGUUGCUUUUUCUAAGGACAGACAGGUUCUUGUACUGUCUUUCAGAGUGGAGGUUUAUCUGAAAGGAUUCUUGCCUUGACCAGCUCCCACUGUCCCAGUGUUGAGCAAGAGACCUUUUUUUUUUAAACUUUUAAUUGAUUCUCUGUGAGUUUUAUAUCAUGCACCCUAGUCCUACUCAUCUCCCUGUCCCCUCAUAUCAGCCCUUUGCCCUUACAACCUUCUCCCAAAAUAAAAGACACACACAUAAAACAAA